Molecule: messenger RNA, 2320 nt
Organism: Onychostoma macrolepis
Lineage: Eukaryota; Metazoa; Chordata; Actinopteri; Cypriniformes; Cyprinidae
Gene: pus7l
Product: pseudouridine synthase 7 like
Exons: 9
Coding region: 104-2056 (650 amino acids)
Biological process (GO): pseudouridine synthesis
Cellular component (GO): nucleus
Molecular function (GO): pseudouridine synthase activity; RNA binding
Source: RefSeq, a predicted model, not a curated record
UGACCGCAGUGAAUACGCUGCACGGUCUUUGCGCUUCUGUGCCUUUAAGAGCGGAACCACGUGCUGCGGAAGAAGUGACAACAAUAACACGCGGGGCUUCAGAAUGGAGAGGAACACUCUCUCGUGCUUCAUAUCAGACCAUGAAGGUUUCCAUGGGACCAUAAAAAACUCACCCCAAGACUUUGUGGUUAUUGAGAUAGACAUCAAUGGACAACUUGUUAACAGUCCUAAUGUUCAAGAAGGACAUACGAAAAGACCUUCUCAACCAAGUCAAGCUAUUAAAAGGGAUGAUAAAUUAAAACAAUCUAAACCAGAUGACACUGAGGUUUUAAAUCAGGAUUGCUUUGAUCUGAAUGUAAUCCUGGGUCCAGUUGUGAACAAAGAGUUGGAGCAUUUCACUAACAAAGUAAGAGUAAGAGCUGGUGAGCAAGAAAAGGUGGAACUGUCACUGGGUACUUAUCCUGAUAAACACCAGAGAGCAGUUGUCCACAGAGCAGUACGAUACAACUUCCCCUUCCUCCAGACUGUGACCAACCAAUCAGAGAUCCGGGUCAGAGAGGACCCAGACUUCAAGGAGCUUGCUAGUUUAGCCUCUGAAGGAGAAGCUGAGGAGUUCUUCCGGUUCAUCGAUGCCAAAGUACCUGGUUCUGCGUUCACCUUCCUGCCCGAUGAUAGCAAGGAGCACCGAACUUCAGUUCACCAUUUUGUUAGCAGGCGGUUUGGGAAGCUUGUGGAAACCAAGAGCUUCACCGACCAGCAGAAGACUUUCAUUACAGUGAGACUAAGAGAGCGAAACAAACAACCCAAGAAGAGAACAAUAGCAGAAUGUCAAGAGGAGGUGACACUAUACACAACUUUCACACUGAGGAAAGAGAACUUGGAGACUUUGGAGGCCAUCAGCUAUAUGGCUGCAGUACUUGGAGUGCUUCCGUCUGACUUUACCUAUGCAGGAAUUAAAGACAAGCGAGCCAUCACCUACCAGGCCAUGGUGGUGAAAAAGAUCUCUCCAGAGCGGUUGCUGGACAAAGUCUCAGAGUUUGAGAGGAAGGGAAUGCAGAUCUCUCAUGUCCGUCCUGUUUCUGAGCCCCUUAAGCUCGGCAGACUCCAGGGAAAUCACUUUGAUCUUGUCAUCAGAGACCUGAAGCCUCAUGGGAAAACUCAACUUGCAGAGCUGCAACAUCUUGUAAAAGAGGCAGUGGAAAAUGUGAAGAACAGAGGCUUUGUAAAUUAUUACGGUCCCCAACGGUUUGGAAGUGGAUCAUGUGUCCAAGCAGACCAAGUAGGGCUUGCUCUCUUAAAGGAGAAAAUGGAGGCUUCUGUUAAGCUGUUCUUCACUCCAGAGGAUGGUAAUGAUCUCCAGAACAAGGCAAAACGUCAUUUUCUUCUCACUGGGAAUGCCAAGGAGAGCUUGGCCCUCAUGCCAGCUUACAAAGCCAGAGAGCGCCUUAUGCUCCGUGCACUUCACCGGUACGGCAGCGGACAGGAGGGUUGCAUCCGUGGCUGGCUCAGUUUACCCCACAGUAUGAGGGUCUUCUACCUCCACUCUUACUGUAGCAGAGUGUGGAAUGAAGCGGCCAAAUACCGGCUCCAGACACUGGGCUUUAAGCCUGUCCAGGGAGAUCUGGUUUGGGCUGGAUCUGAAAAGGGACUCAAAGACACCACAGAGGAACUGAACACUCCACAGGUCCAUGUCGUGACCUCUGUGCAGGAAAAGGAUGACGUUUUUUCAUUAGACCAGAUAAUUCUUCCGAUGCCAGGAAAUAGUGUCAAGUACCCAGAAAACUUGCUGGGACAGUGGUAUCAAGACCGAUUGGCUCAGGAUGGCUUGGGGUCAUCCCGUUUCAGAGUGACUUCCCUUAAACUCAACGUCCCGGGAUGUUAUCGUCCGCUGCUUGCAAAGCCACAGAACAUCACGUACAGCCUGCAGACCUCAGAGAAGCCGCAGGGUCAGUCAGACCAGACUUGUGUGCCUAGUCUAUCAGUAACCUUUGACCUGGAUGCAUCCUGCUAUGCUACUGUGUGUCUCGGCGAGAUUAUGAAGAGUAAUCUCUCCUAGUUUAUUUAAUGACAGUGAUUAAAAAUGCUUACAGACAAUAAUGUGGAUCUUUCGUAACGUCAGAUAUGAGGGGCUGUUUUGUGCCAUGUUAUGUAAGAGAUUACCAGGAGUCAUCAAGCAUUUGUGCCUUCACUCAUGGGAAAAGAAGAGGAUCUUCUGUGCCAGUGUCAUUGAUGAGGAACUCUGGAUGGGUCUUGAAAUUGUACAUGCAAAGAUUUAAUAAAAAAUCUUCUUGACAAGUCUGAUUGUUUGGUUACGUGUUUC